GUGCAACUUGCCCAAAGUGUGUCCAGGCCCUGGGAUUGGCAGCUGAAGUGAGCACUCUAGAGUACCUGUGAGCACCAAACGCUGCGUUGCCCUUGAAUCCCAGCUGUCAACUAAACCUCAAACAGCUGCUCACUGUUUGCAAGUAGAUCUCUACAUCCCCUCUCCCUUCUGUCCCAGCCUUUAUUAGUUUUUUUGUAUUGGCCUAUGCACGGAAAAGGUUGCUUUUGCCCUUUUCCUCGCUGCCAGGCUGCCCCAAGCAGCGCUUUGCUCUCUGGGGAUUGUCAUGUCUCAUGGAGGGUUUUUUCAUGAUUACUUGUUACGGACCCGGUGGCCUCUUCCCUUCCAGCUGCCCAGCGUGUGGGAGCCGCCGGGUGGAAAUGGUUUCCUCGCCGAGGUCGCGUUCACAGACAGCAACCCACGAAGUGACAGUUCUGGCCGGGUGGCGGCAGAGCUGCAGCAGCGGCAGGCGGGCCGGGCCGGGCCGGGCCGCGGCGCCGCUCCCAUGGCAACGGCCGCGCCGCCGCCGCCGCCGGAGCCGCCAUGGCCUCGCUGGCCGCGGCCUGGGCCCCCGCCCCGCGGGCGGCCUCCCGCUCCCCCGGCCUCGGCUCCUCUCGCGGCGGCGGCGAGAGGCGCACGAACGCCCCGGACACCGCCCAGGAUACGCAGUCGAGGUCAGUGGAUUUGAAUCACGUCAUCGCAAUACUGAAAGAUUCGAGCUCAAUUUGGAAAAAGAGCAGCUGAAAACUCUCAAGAAGGUAGUCAAGCAUUUUGAAAAUGGACUUCCCCUUAAGGAUGUAGCACGAAUUACUGAAAUUCUUAACCUGUGUGCAGAAAAAAUGAAUGAACAAGAAGCUUUCAUUGAGCCUUUAUGUGAACUUAUAAAAUUGUUUGAUGUUUUGAGAGGUAAACCUACCGGAAAGCUGCUUCUACAGUUACCAUUUCAAAAAAAGAAAGUCUCUGAUAAAACAAACUAUUCUGAUGAAGUUUCACAAUCCAUUGCACAACUGGGUUACUUGAUGAGAGUGCCAAGCUCUCAAGUUAAAAUACAAAUCUGUAAGAGUAUUAUUAACUUUUAUAAUAUGGAGCUACCAGGAAAACUACUUUCAGGUUAUCAGCCAACAAGUCCAAACUACAAAAUCAAGAUGGCUGAGGCAGGAGGAUUAGCAGAAGCUCUUGUUUUGUCACUAGCAUUAGUUGAAAAUCAACUUACUGAGAAGUUGUGGGUACUUAAAGCUCUUCAGCUUCUUUCCACCUCUGAAAUAAGUUGUGGACAAAUGGUGAAGGCCCAAGCAGCCAGCAGGCUUUGUUUGUGUCUAAAUGGUGCUGACCCCUCAGGACAGCUGGUGUUCUGUUCCUCAGAUAUCCUAUGGAACCUGCUAGAAAAAGCCUCAAAAGAAGAAGUUGUCAAUCAGCUCAGAAGCUUGGAAUGUGUACAUGCUUUGAAAGAAGUAUUUGUAGAUGUCACGUGUGGCUUCCAGCACUAUGAUCAUCAGCUACGGAAUGACCUCUUGGUGAUUGCCACAUUACUAGCUGAAAACCCUGCAGUACCUAUGAUUGAAAGUGGAUUUGCAAAGGUCUUAAUAGUACUUGCAACAUGUACUGAAGUUAAACUUCCCAAUCCCUUGGUAAAGGGUUUUAAACUUACCUACUCAUAUGAGGAUUUUGAGAUGAAGAAGUUACUAUUUAAUGUAUUAAAAAUCUUCUCUAGAGACCCAUCUGCUGCACAGCUCCUCGGUGAAAAUCAUGUAAUGCCAGCUUUGCUUUAUUAUGUGAAACAAAAUCGAAAGUCUGGAUUUCCUAACUGGUCUGAUGCCCAAUAUGAAGAAUUACAGCUUCAUGCACUUGCUGUUUUAGCUUCAGUGGCUCCUGUGUUAUUAGACAAAUAUUUGUCCUGCCAAGCGAAUACUCUUCUCCUUGUGUUUCUAGAAUGGUGUGUAGGCCAAGAUCCUUUCUUUGGACAAGGUAGCAGUUUCCAUGGAACAGGUGGUCGUGGCAACAAACUCCCACAAAUGCGCUACAGCCUCCGAGCUCUGAGAUCUGUUGUGGCCCUCUAUGAUGAUGCUGUGAGCACUAAUUUGUGUGACCAGGGAGCAAUUAGCCAGCUACUGGACAUCUUAAAGUAUGCAGCAGACAAAUCUAAAGAAAAAGAAGGUACCAUUCUACUAGAAAUCCAAGCUGACAUAUUAUUUAUUUUGUCUGUUCUCUGUGAAAAUGAUGUCCACAGAAAGGAACUCUUCAGCUGUGAAGGAGUUGCUAUACUCAUCUCAUUCUUUAAGAUGGAGCCAAGGAAGUUAUAUUGUGCAUUAGGCCACAAUUGUCUCCUCCUCAGUGCACUCGACUGCUUGUGGUCCUGUGUCAUUGGAUGUUACAUUGCAGAGGACUCUUUUAUUGAAAAACAGGGCAUUUUCCUCCUUCUGGAUUUGUUGGCAUUAAAGGAAAAGAACCUGUGCAAUACAAUUCUUGGAAUCUUGGUUGAUCUUUCUGAUAACCCUAAAACGGUUUUGCACAUGAGUGUCUGGCGAGGGAGGAGAGAUCAAACAGCAGCUAACCUUCUAAUACAGUUAUGGAGACAGGAGGAGCUGGAAUUGGGAAUCAAACGUGAUCAAUAUGGAGUGAUUAUUGACACCAAGAGACCUAUUACUACCAGCUUCCAGAAACAGCAAAAGGUCGUUCCACUGCCUGCCAGCUGUCCCACUUUUGCCAUCAUGGAGAUUUCAGAGAGCAUGAGGGCAAAAGUUUAUUUAUUAUUUUGCAAGCUGGGUUUUGAAAAUUUGCCUGGCCUAUCUACUAAGGAUUUUGUUACACUUGCUAUUAUACAACAUUAUAUUGACUUUAAAAUUGGAGAGGUUUGGAGUGAAAUAUCUGCAGAAAUAAAAGAAGAAUUCAGGCCUGUUACACCAGAUGAGAUGAACUUGAAACAUAUUUCAGAUGUGUCAGAAAAUACUGGAAAAAUGGUUGCUUCUCUGCAGACUGAAGUGCUUGAGAGACAAUACCACCAGGAAAUCCAAGAAGAGAAAAAAAUUUACAAGAAAAUCCAAGCUACCCACACACAGAGAGAACUGAUAAAUAAAUCUUGGGAAAAUUUCUUGACUCGGACAUCAAACUAUGAGGCAUUGAAGAAAGCAAAAAUGCUCCAGGAAACAUUAAUAGAGGCUUCCACACCUAAGCUAAAUAUUAAAAAUGGACCAGAACAUUCUAUUCAUAUUCCAAAACUUCAUACAACAAUCGGACCUGGUCGCUUUGUUACUGUGGAAAGUAUGCCUCAUCAGCGAGAGCUGCUGGCUGAUACAGACCAUGCUCCUAGAAAGUCCUCUGUUUGUAAAGGAGCCUUAAGAAAUUAUCAAAAGAGAUAAAACACUGGACUCAGUCAAGAAAAAAUCAGUACCUGUAGAAUAGAUGUUGUUCCAAAGAGUAAUAUAUUAAUAUGUAGUUUCCUAUAUGUAGAUACAAGAUAAAAUAUGUUUUUAAUUGCUUGAAAAAUUCUUAGAAUAUCAAAAGAGUAAUAUUAUAUCUUCCCUUAAUUAAUAUAAUGUGGGGAUGUUUUAUUAAUAAAGUCCCCUGUACAGUAUGGGACAAAGGUAUGUUAGUCUAGUGACUUUGCGUGCUAAUAUCCACUGUCAGCAGGUCCGCUGUUUUCAUUUCCAUCUCUUCCUGACACUUCCCAUACAUUGCAGUUUAGGCAUCUCAUUGAACAGGGAGAUAAGUCUUCACAUAAACACAUUUGAGUCUUCAUUUUCCUGAAUACCAUACCCACAUAACUUUUGUCCAAGCCCAUUUUGUUUCUUGAAUUGCCACUUUUUAGCAUCAGGACUUUUGAAUCCCAGUUUUCAUCUAAACACUCAUUAAGGAGCUUGUUUGUGCCACCAGUUUUGCCCAGCCCGUUGGAGAGGCCUUCUGGACCGUCCUUCUCCAUUUGGGUUGCUCACAGCUCUUUAACUGAUCUUACUAAUCUAAUAAUUGUUGGGCUCUUAUUCCCACUGUCUCCAAAAGGAACUCAUCUUCUUCCUCCUUGGCACCUCCAGAAUGCCUACAUGAACUGGUGAGUAGCAGACCUUUUGUGUAGAUGACUCAACUUCUGAGCUAUUUUCUUUUUUAAUUUGGUCAAUGCCAGAAUUCACUGCUACAAUAGUGCAAGACUCCCUGAGGCUCUUCAUUUUACAACCACUUGCUCUCUAGUGCUAUGGCAUGAAUUUCUGUGACAUUGCAAGCUUUUAUGCUGUGACAUAUAGAUUGGCACUUAGCCUGUCUUUUUGCCUGCCAGCAACAUCUUGAGAAAAGCACAAACUUUUGCUUUUUUAAUGGCCAGCUUGAAAAAAAGGAAAUAAAUUUGAGCUAAACUUACUCCAGCUCACUUUUUUUACUUCAUGAAAGAGGGAUGGGAUAGGUGUGUGUAUAAGUGUAUCGUCAAAAUGUUUGUUACAUAACAAGACAAACAUAGAAGUGGUGGCAUUAAAAAUGAAGGCAAAUAGUUUUGUUUCAAAAUUGACUACCUAGAUUCUAUAAAAAGAAGAACCCUAAGAAAAUAACAAAAUAAAAUAAAACAUACAUAUGAAAAAUGGUAUUUGAAGUUUAGAAAUAUCUCUAUAUAUGUGUUUUCCAAAAAUCAGAAGGAUUUUUCUUAUGGGCAGGUCUGUUACGCCCUUGUUGAGUAAGAAAGUCAUCACAUUGUAGAAUAGGAAAGUCAUCUAGUACUUAAAGAUAGAGAAAUUAAAUUGAGUUGUUCUAAUUUAAUUUAACUUUUUAUGGUGACCUUUUGCUGACUGAUAAUUUUUAACUAUAAUCUAAUUUCAUUGUGAUAUUUUCCCAAGACUAUCAGUAUAAACUUUGUUUUAUUGAACUAGCCUAUUUGUAUUUCUUGCCUGCCCACAAGAAAGGUUAGCCAAGGUGUAUAAAGAUUCUCUGAAGUCCUCUGUGUCAAGUAGUCUUGCUCAGUUUUUUAUGUUUAUAUUUCUCUGACAGCUCUGCAGCAGCCUUGCUGCUUUACUACUGGUUGAGAGAAUGUAUGGUCUGUUGUCUUUUUACAAUUAAAACCAAACUAUACGUAUUUUACUAGGAGACCAAAAA
This is a messenger RNA of Taeniopygia guttata (zebra finch), 5064 nucleotides long. The record is from RefSeq and is a predicted model, not a curated record. NCBI's taxonomy places the organism in Eukaryota, Metazoa, Chordata, Aves, Passeriformes, Estrildidae.